UCCUAAGCGGAAGUGUUGUUGUUGUUGUGUUGACGGUGUGAAUCCGGUGUGAACAGCGCGGCCUCACCUGGAGAACAGGUGUGAAGGUCCUCGCGGUGUCCUGUCGGUGCAGGUGACGUCAUGCAAACUGUCCGGUCCCAGCCGAGUCGGACUGAAGCGGACCAGCGGGCUGUCUGGACCCGGUCCGGCGGGGACUUGCUCCGGGGCCACACAGGCCCGGAACCGCUCCACGGACCGGAAACGGGUCUUUGAUCGAUCUCGGAUCCGGUUCGAAGUUAAAACACGGAACCGUCGAGAUUCGGAUCAAUGAAAUAUCUUCAUCGAUCCACGAUCAGUCUCUGCAGGUCAAAGAUUGUCUCCCCCUGGUGGUCAUGGCUCUAAUCUCUCUGGAAGACCUCGAUGGAUUGGACGACGAGCAGUUGGAUGAUGACAUCACUGACAACCCCGAGCCAAUGGAUGAAGAGGAUAGAGACAGGCUGCUGUCCCAUUGGCAGGCCGUCGCCAGUACCCACCAGGUGUCUGUACCUCAAGAAAUGACCGGACCCAUACAGGAGAUGACCCGCAACAGCCAGCAGAGGGAGCCCCUCCCCUUCACCACAAUAUCCUGCCAUGAAAAGAUGGGGGAGGUGCUGUGGGAGGAGCGGGUGUAUCCUGCGGGACACUGGGCGACUGUGACCCGAGGAGAGGAUCUGUACGAGCAGAGCAUCUCCAACGGCUUCAUGAAACUGAUGCGCUUCAUCUGUAAAGAGAACUCUACAGGUCGAUACCUGGGGAUGACGGUGCCGGUCAUCAAUAACAUCCACCUGAAAGAGGGCGGAGCCACGUUCAACAAAGAGAUCCAGACGUCCUUCUUCCUGCCGGCUGAGUUUCAGACCAGCACCCCCCCCCAGCCCUGCGACCCCGACAUCACCGUCGUCCACAGAGAGCCAAUGAGAGUCCUCGCCAGGACGUUCUUGGGGACGACCACAGAGGAGACGGUGGCGCGGCAGAUCGCUCUGUUCUGGGAGAUCCUCGGCGUGAGCGACGACCUUCACAGAAGCAGCUACAUGGUCGCUGCGUACGAGAACCCCGGGGUGCCGCGCCGCCGGAACGAGAUCUGGUUCAUAAGACGCCACCUGUAGACCUCUUCCAAUCAGCCUCCGCCCUCUCACCCGGUCCUCCUCUGAUUGGCUGGUUUAAUGUUAACAGCCUGCUUCCACCCCCCCACCCACACGCACGUCGAAUGGACCAUUCAGAGCAUGUUUAUUAGAAGCAGGUCCUAACACUAAACCCCGCCCCCAAAUCCUCCUGACCAAUAGCGACACGCGUGAUGGUCAUUAAUUCACUAUGUGUUUAGUAAAGAGUUUUUAUCAAGUCCACCAAUGAAAUAGUAGCUUAGCAUGACAUCAUCGUGGAAGUGUUAAGUGGAACCAGUCACCUGAACAUGUGAAUUUAUGAACAUGUAACGAGGACAUGGAAUCAUGUGACCUCAUCCUGAGGAUGUGAUGAGUCUGAGGGUCGUCAUGAAGAAGAACUAUUUUUAUAAUGAAGCUUCAGGUUUUGGGACAGAAGGUUUUAAAGGUGGUUUGUUUAUUAUUAGUGUGGCGCUCACACAUCAUGUGAUUCUACAGUUUUAAUAUGUGAUGUGAAAUCAGUUAAUGACAAAUCACGUAUGAUUUUUAUCACCUCAUCUCACUCUUGUUCAUUUUUCCUUCUGUGUAAAAUCUUUUUUAAUAAAAUGUGAUUCAAAUGA
Molecule: messenger RNA, 1732 nt
Organism: Platichthys flesus (European flounder)
Lineage: Eukaryota; Metazoa; Chordata; Actinopteri; Pleuronectiformes; Pleuronectidae
Gene: soul4
Product: heme-binding protein soul4
Exons: 7
Coding region: 372-1121 (249 amino acids)
Source: RefSeq, a predicted model, not a curated record